Molecule: messenger RNA, 997 nt
Organism: Aspergillus wentii DTO 134E9
Lineage: Eukaryota; Fungi; Ascomycota; Eurotiomycetes; Eurotiales; Aspergillaceae
Exons: 1
Coding region: 146-907 (253 amino acids)
Source: RefSeq, a predicted model, not a curated record
GGGAUUCCGGUAUGAGCUUUUAUCAAAUGCAACUCACUCAAUUUCACACCCGCCGGCCAAAUCAUAUUACCCGCUACACCUCCACAUUGCCCUGCCCUGCCAUAUUCAAAAGGUCUGGCAACGAUAACCCAGAAUAAAGACAGCAAUGGACAAUACCCUGCCAGAAGAGGUGGAAGCUUACCUUGCGGAACUGGUCAAGCGACUCACGGUUUACCUGAAAGACCAGCUUGUCGGGGUAUAUCUACUUGGUUCUGCGAGUUAUGACGCCUACGAGCCUGGCCUCAGCGACCUUGACGUACAGGCUAUAGUGAAGGAUCAGCUUGACACCGCUGAGAAGCAGGCCGUCAUACGCCGCUUGAACCAGGCUGCCUUGCCUUGCCCGGCCACAAAACUCGAGUUUGUGGUCUAUACUCAAAGCGCUGUGUAUCCGGCCAGCCGUCACCCUCGUUUCGAACUUAAUUUGAACACAGGACUUCACCAGCCGGAUCAUAUCAGCCUUGAUCCCGCUAACGAGUCAAGCCACUGGUUUUUGCUCGAUAUUGCUAUGGGACGUGAACUUGGCCGUAACCUGUACGGUCCUGAUACAACCGACGCUUUCGGCGCUAUCCCUCGACGCUGGGUUUUGGAAGCAAUCGCGAAUUCGCUCGAUUGGCAUCAAGCAAACGAAGUAAACUCGGCCAACAGCGUUCUCAACGCUUGUAGAGGCUGGCGAUUCAUCGUCACGGGCGAAUUCUCUUCUAAAUUGGACGGGGCCAGAUGGGCCAUACAACAACAGGGCUGUCCAGACAUUGUCAGACAUGCCAUUGCAGCACGCAAAACAGGCGACGAACUCCCUGCGGACCAGGUAAUGACACUUUACGAUAUUGUUGUGACAGCCAACCGUGCCAAACUCGCAACAGAUAUCUAAUGAGUCUUGCCCCUAUCUACGACAGUACGUGAGCCAUCUUAGUCAGGAGCAGGUGUGACAAUGAAGCUAUUCAUUUUUUUUUUUUUUAUU